UGUGUUACAUGCCCUGCAGGAUUUUACUGCUUCAUGGACGUGGGCAAUAUGUCCGGGAUUCACACUCCCAUGCUGUGUCCUAAAGGACAUUAUUGCCCACCAGGGUCAACGUCUGGUGUCCCAUGCCCAGCUGGCACCUUCAGCGACCAUAUGGGCUUGUCUACUGAACAGGGCUGUGAACUGUGUCCUCCCGGAGCGUACUGUGCCUCCUCUGGACUGGAAGCCCCCAGUGGGUUCUGCUCUCCUGGUUAUCUCUGCAUCCACAGAUCUGUCUCUCCCCAGCCUGAGGAUGGCCCAACUGGUGGGCGGUGCCCUGCAGGCUUCUACUGCCCAGAGGGCACCAGCAUUAUGCUUGCAUGUCCUGUAGGCACUUUCAGCACCAUAGAAGGCGCAACAUCUGUGGAAGAGUGUCAGCUUUGCUUGGCUGGCCAUUACUGUGCCCGAGCUGGCCUCUCAUCCCCAUCUGGACCUUGCAAGCCUGGAUUCUACUGCACAGAAGGCUCUGCAACUGCAACACCUUUUAUCAAUAUCACAGGAUAUUUUUGUUUACAUGGGUCCACGGAGCCGUCCCCAGUCUCCCAGCCUCACGGAGAUAUAUGUCCCCCCGGACACUUCUGCCCUUCUGGUAGUGACUCACCCCAACCCUGCCUUGAUGGUAGCUUCCUUCCUGAAAAGGGCGCUUCCUCCAUGUCUCACUGCCGCCCCUGCCCACCUGGGAAAUACUGCCUCGGUCCCGGAGCUUCACGACCUACAGGUUUGUGUUCUGCCGGAUUCUUUUGUACCAUCGGUGCAAGCAGUCCAGCACCUCGAGCCAACUCCUUUCAACUCAGCUGUCUUCAUGAAAUACUUCAGGAAAUGUAUCUCGCAAAAAUGAACUAUGUGUCCUGGAUGUACAACAUGUCAUGCUUUCACAACUCCUGCAAUACCGAGGGAGACUCCAAGUGGGUCAAAGAGGAUCUCCGCUCAGAUUCCCAAUUUAUUGUUCCUCACUCACCGCUACACCUCAAGAGUCUACACGAUGGCAAAUGUGCCACCUAUACAGGAGAUAUGUGCCCCAAGGGUUUUUAUUGUCCUGUGGGCUCUGCCUACCCGCAGCCUUGUGAGACGGGGUCUUUCUGCAACCAAGCAGGUCUGGAAGCCCCAGCUGGCCCCUGCGCUGCGGGACACUACUGCCCGAGAGGUUCUGAAGACCCCCGUGCCUCCCUCUGCCCAGCAGGCCACUACUGCCCUCUUGGAACAGCGCUUCCUCUUGGCUGCCCGCUUGGAACAAUACAAAACUCAGUUGGUGGGUCCUCAGCGGAAUCGUGUCGGCCCUGUCCUGCGGGUCAUUACUGUCAUCAGAGAGGCUCGAGUGAGCCAAGUGGCCAGUGUGCAGACGGUUACUACUGUCCGCCGGGACAGAACUCGGAGAGGCCGCAACAGCAUGUCUGCCCAGUGGGACACUACUGUGAGAAGGGCAGUGCGGAACCAACACCGUGCCAACCAGGCAGCUACCAGCCCAGUCAAGGCCGGGGCAGCUGUGAGUUCUGCCCUGCCGGUUUCUACUGCCAAGGUCAAGGAACUUCCUUUGCACUUCUCUGCGAGAGAGGCUUUUACUGUCCGAAGGAAUCGGCAACUCCACGGCCCUGCCCGGCGGGCUCUUACGGAAAUCUGAUAGGCUUGAUGGAAGCGCGGCAGUGCUCUUCGUGUGACCCCGGAAUGUACUGCCGAGGAACAGGGAGUACUUUUCCCAGUGGCUUGUGUGCCGCGGGGUUUGUUUGUAUUGGGGGAGCGUCUGAACCGUCCCCAACGGACAACGUGACUGGCUUUUCGUGUCCUCCUGGAUUUUUUUGCUCUGCUGGGACUUUGGUACCACAACCAUGCCUCAAAGGAACAUUCAGCGAGCAGAGCGGGCUGAUGGAUCAAUCACAGUGUCGUAAUUGCAGCCCGGGCUUCUACUGCUCUGAGACGGGUCUCUCAGCAGUAUCCGGACCCUGCUUAGCUGGGUUCUACUGUCUGGAGGGAUCACAGACGGCUGCACCAAUGUCGAGUGUAUCUGGAGGUGUGUGUCCAGCAGGGCACUACUGUGCAGAGGGUAGCAAUGUCCCCUCCCCCUGCCCAACUGGCUCCUUCCGAAAUGAAACCGGAGGAAAAUUCAAAGAUGACUGCCAGCCGUGCCUGCCUGGAUUCUACCAGGAUCUGUCAGGCCAGAUUGAGUGUAGGCGCUGUCCUUCCGGCUUCCAUUGUGAGGCUCUCAGGCUAAGCUCAACAAGGGGGACUUCUUCUGGACUAUCCAGUCCUCUUCCCUGCCCUGCCGGGUUCUUUUGUCCCAGGGAGAGUCCAGAUGGCCGACCCGUUCCUUGCCCCAAAGGCACAUAUGGGCCUAGUCAGGGUCUCACCUCUGAAGGCGACUGUUGGUCCGGGUUUUAUUGUGGCUGGGGCUCGAGCAAGGCAGAUCAGACUCGGUGUCCGGCUGGUUUCUUCUGCCCUCGUGGAACAUCUGCACCCGUUCCCUGUCCCGCAGGAACCUUUAGCUCCAUUACAGGCAACUCACACCUAAGCAACUGUACUGAAUGUACUGCUGGAUACUACUGUGACGUUGAAGGUACUGUGAAGCCCACAUUGUGUCUCGCCGGGUAUUACUGUCCGCCAGGAAUGACGGAAGGAACGGGCUUACCAUGUCCAACCGGUACUGUUCAGAACCAACUUGGAGCCUCAAGUAUUGACGCUUGCCUUCCAUGCCCUGCUGGACUGUUUUGUUCUCAGCCUGGUCUUUCGCAUCCCACAGGAUUGUGUGAAGCCGGAUAUUAUUGCCCCACUGGAUCCACCAGCAAAAACUCUUCUGAAUAUCAGAGUCAUUCUGCCAGAAGCCAUCUUUGUCUUUCUGGUUACUAUUGCCCCGCCGGAACAAAAAAUCCAAUUCCAUGCCCGGCAGGCACGCUAUCCAUCUCCCGAGGUCUUAAGACGGUUAAAGAUUGUCCCCCUUGCCCCCCUGGACAUUUUUGUGAUAGACCUGCAAGUACACAACUCUCUGACGCUCUUCCGUGUCAUGCUGGAUACGUUUGCCUUGGCGGCAGUUCUAGUCCCGCCCCUUCCGACGGUUCCCAUGGCUACCGUUGCCCCGCCGGCCACGGCUGUCCUGUCGGCUCAGCCGGAGCGCUGCCGUGCGAGCCCGGCUCUUACAGCCCGGCUUCCGGAGCCGCCGAGUGCGUCCUAUGCCCCAGAGGAAUGAUGUGUUCCUCUUCAGCCACCUCGGAGCCCGCCAUCUGCCCACUCGGUCACUAUUGUCCUGUUGGAACAGCACUACCUCAACCUUGUCCUUUAGGGACUUUCAACAAUCAGACAGGCGCACACUCCCACUCGCUUUGCACAGCCUGUCCUUCUGGAUCCUUCUGCAGCACAUAUGGAGCUUCAUCACCACAAGGUUCUUGUAUGAAAGGCUAUUUCUGCCAAAGUGGAGCCAUGGGACCAACUCCACAAAACUUCGCUGAGAAUGGGCCUUGCCCUGCGGGUCACUACUGCCCGGCGGGGUGCUUCUCGCCGAUUCCUUGCCCUCUUGGCAGCUUCCGCAACACUACUGGAGGUGUGUCAUUGGAGAGCUGCUCUGCUUGUCCUGCGGGUCACUACUGCUCCGCUGAGGGUCUCGCCAGCCCCACUGGGCUCUGUGCGGCCGGUUUCUACUGCCCUUUUGAUUUCUCUUCAACCACUGCGUAUGCCUUCCUGUGCCCCAAGGGCCACUACUGCCCAAACGGUUCUGCCCUCGCUCUCCCAUGUCCCAGUGGAGAGUACCAGCCAAAUCCAGGCUCCGACAUCUGCAUCCCCUGUCGACCCGGCUUCUUCUGCGAGGAGGCCAUUCUCGGCGAGCCUCAAAUCUGCCCACCGCAUUCAUUCUGCCCAGCAGGUACCAUGGUGCCUCAUCCAUGCCCGAAUGGGUCGUACAGUGAUCCAAACAAAAGAGGACUACAGGAGGCCCGUGAGUGUUUACCCUGUCCCCCGGGGAGGUUCUGCAGAGCUGGUAGGAUACAAGGAGCGUGUGCUGCAGGGUAUCUAUGUGUUUACGGCAGUGCAGAUUUCACUCCUCGGGGAUCACUGCCUGACCUGACCCAGUGUCAGUGGGGGGUGCAGUGUGCCGGACCAUGCCCACCAGGUUUCUACUGUCCCGAGGGUGCUGAAAAGGCUGUGAUGUGUCCUGAAAAUACCUUCAGAAGUUAUUCAGGGGGUGCCAGCGCACAGGAUUGUUUGACCUGUCCAGCUGGACACUGGUGCCGACCUGGCCGGCCACAUCCUCGUUUGUGCCCCGCUGGUCAUUAUUGUAACAGUUUGCCAGGAGGUGACAGUAACGGAUGGAUCGGGCCCAAGCCUUGUCCCGCUCACACCUAUCGAGCCGAUCCCGGAGCGGGCAGUAUAGGCGACUGCCUUCCUUGCCCUCCCGGGUCCCACUGCAACAGCACAGGCCUUGCAGAUUAUUCCAACAAUCCUUGCCCACCUGGAUUCUGGUGUACUGGGUCUGGAGGACCCAUUUUCUGUCCAGCGGGCACAAAGAGGAUGCUGCCUGGUGCUGCUGAACCUAGCCAAUGUGAAGCAUGUGCUGGUGGGACCUUCUGUCCAGACCCACAGGAUACCGGGGAACCCAAUGUGGAUGGGAUCCCAUGUAGGGCCUCUUAUGAAUGCCCCAUAAGUUCAGCCUCGGAGAAGUUGUGCAGAGCUGGUUCAUACUGCGGACCGCAGACUGCUGAGCCUGAAAUUUGUCCGGCAGGUUAUAUUUGUCCAGCGGGGUCACGGUUCUACAAUCUCCCCGAACAACUCUGUCCGUUUCCUUUCUACUGCCCGGCCAACAGUUCUUCAAUGAAGUCUUGCGAUGGCGGCUCAAAGCCUGUCAACAUCAGCCGACUUAGAGGAUCCAAAAAAUGCUGCUGCAGUAUAUGUGAAGGUGGCACCUAUCGACCUUACCUCUCAACUCUCUUCGAAUGCCUGCCAUGCCCUCCAGGAUACUUUUGCCCACCAGGUACUGAAGACUACAAGAGCAACUCUUGCCCCGAGGGGUAUGUUUGUCCAACUGGAUCCACACAACCGACACCUUGCCUCCCUGGCUCCUUUGGCAACCUGACCAAAGCUCAGACACUCGGUGACUGUCACCCAUGUCCGCCCAACACCUUCAACCACCUCCAUGCCCGGAGGGCCUGCUUCCCUUGUGGUAGUUCCUCCACUUCGCCACCAGGUUCUUCAUCUUGUAGCUGCACUGGCAAAAAUCGCUCUUUUCAGCGCUCGGACGGUGCCUGCCUGUGCAGAACCGGCUUCAUCUUUUAUAACGAGGUGGACUUCAAAAGCUCGACUUCUGACAGUGCGCUGGACUGCCAGCCUGAGCUAUACAAGAGAUGCGCUCCAAGGCAGGUUCGACUGGCGGCAUCCAGAGAAUGUGUAUCACCUUCCCUUUACUCCUGUAAUGUAACAUGUGGACCAGAUGGAGGAACUCUGGAUGUGGAGAUGGGCAUCUGCCAUUGUCAGCGAUACGUGUCUGCUGAGGAGCUGUGCAACACUUCCUGCCUCUCCAAAAUGCCUCAACUCUCAGCUCAUGUGGCUCCAGAUGGACAGUUGCUCCUCAGCGUUAAAGAAAAAGACGGCACAGUCUGGGUCAAAACUUUAGUGGAUGUUUUAGGACCAGACCCCCGUGCAAUGAAUAUUGGCAAAGUCCAUUUGGUUCAGUUUGAUGCUCAAGGAGUGUUUGGUUGGAUUCCCAAGCAAAGAGAAGACAUUGAAAUAUUUCUUUCCGAAUCAAUAGAUGUCCUUGCUCCCACAUGGAAAAAAAGAACCACAGGCGAUAAUGAAGAUGACUUGCCUGUCCUUCCUCGUAUUCCAAAUCCAGUUGCUUGUCUGUCCACUGGUGACAUGCUCAUUUUCCAUCUAACCAUUAACCACACAGAUCGCAGUCUCAGCCACUUCCCUUUCUACGAGAAAGACCACUUAUUCAACAGUAACCCCAGCUGGGACUUUGGGGUCUUCAGACGUGUGCAAACACUCAUCAAGCAGUCAAAUCUGAAUAACACAUGGUUUGCUCAUGCGUUUUGGGAAGCGGGAAAAUAUGUAUUCCUGGACAGCGCCGUCCCAGAUUGGAGUUUGGUGGUAGUGGUGAGUGAGGAUGGGACAGAAUGUGACCCGCGGGCCCCGGCCUUCCAGGCCACGACCCCGGCACAUCUUAUCAAGUGUGGAGUCAUCAAGAAACAUCGACUAAACCAUCUACCAGAUUGGGGGACAAUCGCAGGCCUCCUGAGUUUGCUCUUUGUAGUCGUCGUGGCCGUGACCACAACAGUUGUGGUUCUUUGGCCCAACAACGCCAAGCUGGUCUCCCAGUGGAGGACAAAGCCCAAAUGGCGGAGUCUCGGAGAACCUCCGCGUCCUCCAGACUGUUCAUGUAGUGAAGACAGUCUCGCUGGCUCUCCAGGGAGUCGAGGUGUCGGAGAGGGCGCUGAGGCUGAGGAGCCAACUAUCUCCAAAGGUGGAAUGGUAUCAGGGCGCUGCGAUUUGGAGGAGUUCAACGUCAAGACGUUGUACGACAAACUGGAAGAUCAAAACCUUCACGUGGCUUCGCAGUUGGCGCGGCAUCGGAAAGAUACGCAGGAGUUUUACCGGAACAUUAAUCAACAGGUGGACGCCCUACAGAAUGUGUUUGUGAAGAUUGAUGGUAAAAAGCUGCAUAUCCUGAAACAACUGCUAGCGUCUCAAAAUGCUACGAAGGAUAACCCGUACAAUAAGACUGUUAAAAAUAGGAAUGAUGAAGUUGGUGAAUCUGCAGCACUACUGGAAGCUGUUCUCAGAUCUGUGGAGACCCUCUUAUAUAAGAUGAACCAAGAGACUUGGCAGACCCAGGAUCAGCCCUUUCACUUACACAGCCACAGUCAGGAACAUGAACGACAGGCUCAGAACAGUAACGAGACGACACUGGUUUCACCUAUAGAUUUGACCCAAAUGGAAGCACUUUGCCAUGAUGCAAUGCAUUCAAAGAGGACUGCUCCUUGUCUCAGUGAUGUGGAUUUAGCCAAACUAGUCAGCAUAUCUCCCUUGUACAAGACCCUGCAAGAGAUCCACCAAUCCCUCCAGAAUCCCACCCCAUCUCAUCCCAUUCAACCUCUCCCCAAUGUAAUUUGUCCUUCAUCCCAGGAGAACCCCAAAGUGCAACUCAUUCCAACCGCGCUGGACAGCCUCUCGCCUCCUCACUCGGCCGUUUUCCUAUUUGGCUGCCGGGUGAUGGAGCUGCUUGAGAAAUGCCUCCCGUUGCCCUCUUCUGUGCUUCUCACGCUAACCAAGUCUCUCCCACUUUUGCCAGCGUGCUCCGAUAAUUGCUUGCUGGCACACUGCAGGGGGGACUUUUAUUUUGACGCCGGCCAUCAAGUUCUUUAUCUAUCCGAGGCUAAGCUCGAGCACGUGGGACAAUUUAUCGCCAUCGUUCUUCAAUCCAUGGUGCACGUAGCAUCAGGAAACAAUGCCCAGAGCUUCAUGCAGGCUCUUCAUGAUGCAAUCUCAGCUCUAAGUCUUCAACUAUUCAGCCUGUCUUUCAAACAGAGCACAGCAGAAGGUGCACUAAGCAAAGAAUUUAUCGACAUCAGAGUUCCCAAAGGAGUACAUUUCACUGAUCUAUUAGACGCAAGAGUGGAGAAAUACAAGCAUCCCAUGUUAGAGCAGUUUUUUGCAAAUCUCUCAUUCAGUACAACUGAGGAAACUCAGACAGUUUUACCAACAAAUGAGACUCCAAUGGAGGCGACCUGUGUGGAAGAGGAGAUAGAUCGCAUGAACGAAGCCUUCUUGGAGAUCAGCAGGCAUCUGCAGAGCAGAGGUCAUGUGAGCAAGACAGAAAAGGAGGAAGAAGACCAGUCUGUGAGGUCAGCUCUGCCAAGCUUGAGCCGUAAUGAAGCACUCCUGCUGGAUUUGAAGAGACGCUACAUAUCUCAGCGCCUCGAUGAGCUCCAAAUCACAUUGGAGCGCAUCGGGCGGCAGCGACCAGGCAGCGUGUCCAGCGCCGGGACGCACGAGGGCAGCGGCACGACUCAGCGGGCGCCUCUGGAAAGCUACGCUGGCACGGAACAUUUGUGAUUCCUCCUGCGGUAUUCCAGCUGGUCGCGCUCGAGGCCAGCAGCCGGCGGAAACAGAGGUCCUGAUAAGAGUGACCUUGAUAGUCACGUAUCAGCACAAUAGAGUUGAAGCUUUGAUAUGCUACUGGGCUCACAGAUACCACAGAGUCCAAAUGUGCUGCAUCAUUCAAAUCACUGUUUAGAAUAUAACUAAGGCGUGUGAUGAUCUUGUGAGACCAAAUUUUUAUGCGGCUGCUUAAAGAAGUAAACACUGGUAGUUUAGAUUUUUCCGGAAUUUAUUUUCCGCAUUUCUACGUCACCAUUUUUUUUUUGAAGAAGAAGACUUUGGGAUUUGUUUUACGAACUCCCUGAGAUAUCCUUGCCCGCCCCCCAGGAAAAACUCCUAGCUUCGCCAGUGUUUGUACACACUCUGAAAAGACCAAAAUAAAAGUUAAUAAACAGUAAAUAGGAAAGAACGAUUCAGAAAAAUAAUCAAAUUGUUG
Syngnathus acus (greater pipefish) is the source of this 8545-nucleotide messenger RNA. Its product is annotated as zonadhesin. Bases 34 to 8064 code for a protein of 2676 amino acids. The transcript has 53 exons. Lineage: Eukaryota; Metazoa; Chordata; Actinopteri; Syngnathiformes; Syngnathidae. The record is from RefSeq and is a predicted model, not a curated record.